Molecule: messenger RNA, 903 nt
Organism: Anthostomella pinea
Lineage: Eukaryota; Fungi; Ascomycota; Sordariomycetes; Xylariales; Xylariaceae
Source: the annotation of a GenBank genome assembly
AUGGAGCAAGAUCCCGCCGGGACCAUGGCUAUGCCCCACGACGGCCUCGACGACACCCUCGGUGGCAUUGAGGGCUCCCCGAGGCUCGAUUCCGGCGAAAAUGGCCACGACACACACCACCAACAGCCACAAUCUCUCGACCAGGACAUGGCUAGCAGCACGCAUCCGGAUGGAGUGGAUGCUAAUGCUCGAUACGAUAGCCCUCCUGUGCAAUCGCAACCCUCGAUAUCCAGACCGCCCUCGGGCCUUUCCGGUGCUGGUGGUGAUAGACACGCAAGCCACAGUGACAGAGGCAGCAAUGGAGCCGACCAGAACAAUGCGCGCAACCAGGUCGUCAUAAAAGUUGGCAUGGUGGGGGACGCUCAGAUUGGCAAGACGUCACUGAUGGUAAAAUACGUCGAGGGCAGUUGGGACGAGGACUACAUCCAGACACUAGGCGUCAACUUCAUGGAAAAGACGAUCAGCAUACGCAACACCGAAAUCACCUUCAGCAUUUGGGACUUGGGCGGUCAGCGGGAGUUCGUCAACAUGUUGCCCCUGGUCUGCAAUGAUGCCGUGGCUAUACUGUUCAUGUUCGACUUGACGCGGAAGAGCACGCUUAACAGUAUCAAGGAGUGGUAUCGCCAGGGACGGGGCUUCAACAAGACGGCGAUCCCCAUUCUCGUCGGUACAAAAUACGAUCAUUUCGUCAACUUCCCGCGGGAAGACCAAGAAGAGAUCUCGAAUCAGGCACGACGAUUUGCGAAAGCAAUGCGAGCUGCUCUGAUAUUCAGCAGUACCAGCCACAGUAUCAAUGUCCAGAAGAUUUUCAAGAUCGUCCUGUCAAAAGCUUUCGAUCUGAAGUGCACGAUACCCGAGAUCGAAAACGUCGGCGAGCCGCUUCUUCUCUACCAGUCGUGCUAG